Messenger RNA from Xiphophorus hellerii (green swordtail), 1421 nucleotides. RefSeq names its product ankyrin repeat and SOCS box containing 5b (gene asb5b). The record is from RefSeq and is a predicted model, not a curated record. The coding region runs from base 88 to 975 and encodes 295 amino acids. NCBI's taxonomy places the organism in Eukaryota, Metazoa, Chordata, Actinopteri, Cyprinodontiformes, Poeciliidae. Gene Ontology annotation, molecular function: protein binding. Gene Ontology annotation, biological process: positive regulation of protein catabolic process; protein ubiquitination; intracellular signal transduction. The transcript is spliced from 7 exons.
GCUGUGACUCGUGCUGUGGUGUUUUGACUGCAGCACGUGAGCCCCAUCCGCGGUACAUGGAGUUCCAGCGCGAGCAGCUGAGGGGAGAUGUCCAGGAAAAGAGCCGCAGAGUCGGUGUCGGUGCCCAGCAGCACCCCGGAGAGGAAGCGGGCCUGCUGGGGCGUUCUGAUCAGCCAAGGGUCAUGGGCAGAUCGCUCUCCGCUCCAUGACGCAGCGUCUCAGGGUCGCCUGCUGAUCCUGCGCAGGCUGCUGGCUGAGGGAUAUCAAGUAAACAUCAAGACCAUCGACCAAGUGACGCCCCUCCAUGAAGCCUGUCUGUCUGGACACGUGGCAUGUGUCAGGGCGUUGCUAAGUGCUGGAGCUAAUGUGAAUGCUGCCACCAUCGACGGCGUCACUCCCCUGUAUAACUGCUGUGCAUCAGGGAGCGUCGGGUGUAUGGAGCUGCUGCUGCAGAAUGGAGCGCACAUGCACACACUUCACACACACUUCCCUUCGUCUAUGCAUGAAGCCUGCAGGAGAGGGAACAGCCAGUGUGUGGAGACCCUUCUUUCUCAUGGAGCAGAUCCAGACUGCCAGGUCCCCCACCUGGGCUCCCCUCUCUACGUGAGCUGCCUGCACCGACACGCAGCCUGCUCAAAGGUUUUGUUGGACAAAGGAGCCAGUGUUAAUGCAGGGAAAGGCGGUGAAAGCCCUCUGCAUGUAGCUGCCAGACAGGACAGCACAGAUCUGGUGUCGGUUUUACUCGACCAUGGCGCUGAAACCAAGCUCAGAGAUGGAAACGGCCAGCGGCCUUUAGACCUCGCUCCGCCUGGUGGAGAAACACACCAGCUGCUGGUGGCAUUCGAAGCGUCCCCCAGGAGUCUCUGCCAGCUGUGCCGUCUCCGGAUCAGGGCCGUGAUUGGGCGAGCCAGACUCAAGCAGCUUCCUCUCCUCCCUCUUCCUUCACUUCUCACUCAAUAUUUGGAGCACACAUAAGAGCCAUAGGCUGCAUGCUCUCUUGUAGUUUUCUGUCUCCAAUGCAAAAACAGAAAAUGUUGGCAAGUAUUUUUGGUCUAGUUUCUAGUGCAAAUAUCUCAGUACACCUGAAAUAAGACAAAACUGACUUAGAAGUAACUUUUCAGUAAAUUUUCAGCAAGAAGUAGCAGCUUCUUCUAUGUAAGUCCGUAAUAUUAAUGAAGAAGUACUAGUGAUGAGUACUUCAAGACAUUUUCCCCAUGUUAUUUCACUCAUAACUAGUACUUUAUCAUCAAAAUUUAGGAAUUGUUGACUUAAUAGGGCAAUAUUAUGUAUUUUCCAGGCAACUAUAGCACCAUCAACUAACUAUGUUAACUUUAGUUGUUAUAAAAAUGAUAUAUAUGUCAAAUUUGACUCAAAAGAAAUUUUACGUCCUAAUUUAACGCCUUGAAAUUGGGCUUCUGCCU